AUGACGCAGAAGCCGGAAGACGCCAAGGAGGAUCCGCCUGAGGCCGGUCGAGUGAGGCGCCAAGCUGCUACCGCUGCUACCGCUGCUGCCGCUGCUGACGAUGUCCCUGGGCCCUCCACCGAGACCCCGGCUGCCAAGCGGCCUCGGGGUCGACCACCCAAGGCCGUGUCCGUGGAGCCCAUAGCGCCGAAGCCCACCGCGGCUCGGAAGUCGCGGAAGACAUUCGACUUCGACAUUCGCUCCAUCGACUGGGUGGCUUACAUGGAGCAGUACAUACUCGGCGUGCGUAGGUACGUGUUGAAAGAAGACCCUUCAACCAUUCCAACAGCCCGGAGAAACCUCAACAGCCACAAUGAAAGCGGCACACAGAACAAACCAACCUCCUGGACGGCCUUGUGUAGCACCGCCUCAGAGCCGGCCCAAAGGAUUUACUACAUUGGAAUGCUGGCCCAGCUGCUGUUCGUGGCUGGCGUUAUCCGACUUCUGGUGAAGCACACGAGGACAUUCAACGACCUUUGGUGGAGCCUCGUCUCUAACAUUCUUCAACUCGCAGUGCGCAUCUCACUGGCCGUGCAGUCUAUUGCAUCCCGCCACUGAAAGUUC
Molecule: messenger RNA, 603 nt
Organism: Rhipicephalus sanguineus (brown dog tick)
Lineage: Eukaryota; Metazoa; Arthropoda; Arachnida; Ixodida; Ixodidae
Exons: 4
Coding region: 1-597 (198 amino acids)
Source: RefSeq, a predicted model, not a curated record